Messenger RNA from Asterias rubens (European starfish), 2275 nucleotides. Its product is annotated as low-density lipoprotein receptor-related protein 12-like. The transcript has 5 exons. Lineage: Eukaryota; Metazoa; Echinodermata; Asteroidea; Forcipulatida; Asteriidae. The record is from RefSeq and is a predicted model, not a curated record. Gene Ontology annotation, molecular function: protein binding. The coding region runs from base 633 to 1400 and encodes 255 amino acids.
ACACGUCCGCGAAACAUACACCACAGUCAGACUGAUGGAGCACGCACUGCGCCUACGAGCGACACCAAUUUAAUUUUCGCGAACUCUCUUCACCCUGUCACUCGUGUGCUGUAUCAAUCAUUUGACUCCGCCCAACAUUUUCUUUCCCCCGGGGAAGAGAGUCGAGAUCAGAGUUUUAUGUGACUUUUUUUUAUUUUCUCCGAAAAACAAUCGUUAAUUAUUUACCGAGUUUUGAAACCAGAGAGAGUAGAGGCGAACACAGAUCAACUAGGUCGCGGAAACAGCGUAUAGGAUUACAGAGCUGUUGUUUUUAUUUCAUGGUUCUACGGUGUUGGAACAACGUAACCUUUGUAGCAUGGUGAUGAUGAUGAUGAUGAUGAUGAUGAUGGUGAUAAUACAAACUGAACACGCACACACGGAGGACCAUUGAAAAAAUGCAAGCUAUAAUACUACCCAUGUAUGUGAAUGUACAAGUAACCCUUAAACGAUAGCCUCUCUCCCAGCCAGCCAGCAGCACGGCAAACGUUCCAGAACACAGGGAGGGAUUUUGUUUUCGUACUGCAAGGGGAUUUCUCUAGACUGCAUAAUUUCAGGCAGCACAUUAUAAACAGUGCAUUCGCUGGGUUUGCAAGAUGGAGACGGGAAUCCGUGGUGCGAGCGAUAUGUUGGCUACGCUAUCUAGAGCGACCGGUGUUAUACCGCUCAUCAUAUUUCUUACGUUUACUGCAGCAAGGGGCGGCAGCUCAUUAAAGACAUAUACCAUGCCUGGUGAUGCUUGUGGCUACGUGGUGACCAAUGGAGACCAAUUCAAGGUGGUCUCAAAACAGUCGCCAGUAGAGGGCCAUCCGGACCAAUCGUCUUACCAAGCCGAUGUCAGCUGCUCCAUUAUCUUCAGAACAAGACCAGGAAAGCGGAAUUUUCUUCGACUCUCCAAGUUUGAGGUUGAAACGUCGAGACGUUGCACCAAGGAUGGGUUGUACCUGUACGACGGAGGUCGAGAGGAGAAAUCCAAGAUCAUGUCGGCAAACCAGCACGCCCUUUGCGGUACGACGCUUUCACUGCCUAACUACUUCACAUCCACUAGCCACGAGGUCACCCUGAAAUUCGUCACCGAUGGAGGUAACAAUUCGUAUAAGGGUUUUACGGUCCUCGUUACGCCAUUCGAAGACACCGACACUUGUGAUGGCUUUACGUGUCUCCUUACUAAACGCUGUAUCACAAAAGACGCCGUCUGCAACUCGGAAUAUCAAUGCGAAGAUGGCUCUGAUGAACCAGACAAUUGUCAUCUCUUUGGAAAUACAGGUACCCGAGCCAGACUUUCUUUGGCAAACUUGACGUUAAUUCUCGUCGCCAUGGUCUCGCUUAGAGGGGUCUUAACUGACGACAGAAUAACUCUGUAGUACCUCCAAGUGUUUAUAACUGCAUAGACACUGCGCUUAAAGGCCAGUUAAAGGUCCUUAAGUGGAGACUACACAGUGUUUGAGUUUGACUAUUGACUGAUGUGUCUACUAACGUGCAAACAUGGAGGCAACGUAUCUGUCAUUCAGGCAGUGUAGAUUGGCCGUGCCUUUUCACUGUCCGUGCACGGUCUUCAGCUGGUGCCGCAUCACACAAAAACGCGUUAAAAGUAGUAGGCUAUAGGUGUUCUGCACAGGUUUACCAACAUUAUUGGCUUUUGUUGAAUAUUACAGAGUAGAGAGCAAAGAUAAUCUCUGGUAGAGAGUGGUUAUAUAAAUUCAGUGACCUGCUUAUGUCAUGGCCAGAGGACUGCAGCACUCAUGUUGCCGCAGCGUUGGUUUUCUGGCUGCAUUGUUACCACUCGUCUUGUACACACUGGUUGCCAUGUUGCCACUCUCACAUGUUCAAUUGAAACAAUUAAAUCUGCGAAUUGUAAAUCGCUUGUGGGCAUUGAUGGUGCAGUUCAUUUUGAAUCAUUUAUCAUGUACUUCACAAGCUGGACGCUAUAGAAGCUAUUAGUACACUUAAGGCAGUUAUUAAACUCAGUUGAUGCUUACUAUAAUGGGGGACUUUUGCUUCGCUAGGUGGCAGCAGACUGACCAGGUAUACAUCCAUUGUGUUUGGUACAGAAUCAAACUGUGUAAACAAUUGAUGUCAUUAUUCCGAAUUUAAAUUUGUGACAUUGUAGUAAAUAAUUGCACUGCUUGAUGUCUACGGCAUCGGGUUUGGGCAGUCUCUGUGGUAUUAAAGGCAGUGGACACUAUUGGUAAUUACUCAAAAUAGAUAUUAGCAUAAAACCUUACUUGGUAACGAUUAA